Molecule: messenger RNA, 1287 nt
Organism: Rhinolophus ferrumequinum (greater horseshoe bat)
Lineage: Eukaryota; Metazoa; Chordata; Mammalia; Chiroptera; Rhinolophidae
Product: four and a half LIM domains protein 3-like
Exons: 1
Biological process (GO): actin cytoskeleton organization
Cellular component (GO): Z disc; nucleus; stress fiber
Molecular function (GO): actin binding; transcription coregulator activity
Source: RefSeq, a predicted model, not a curated record
UCGUGGGCUCUUGCAAGGGACUAAGCCACAGCUUCUUUGGGUGACCCUGCUGCACCUUGUGUCCCUAACUGGGCUCACUCACAGUCACCAUGAGCGAGGCCUUUGACUGUGCAAAAUGCAGCGAGUCUCUGUAUGGCCGCAAAUACAUCCUGACAGACAACGGCCCCUACUGCGUGCCCUGCUACGACACCUUCGCCAACACCUGUGCCAAGUGCCAGCAGCUGAUCGGGCAUGACUCUAGGGAGCUGUUCGACGAAGACCGCCACUUCCACGAGGGCUGCUGCCGCUGCCAGCGCUCCCUGGCUGAUGAGCCCUUCACCUGCCAGGACAGUGAGCUGCUCUGCAAUGACUGCUACUGCAGUGCCUUCUCCUCACAGUGCUCUGCCUGUGGGGAGACCGUCAUGCCGGGGUCCCGGAAGCUGGAAUAUGGAGGCCAGACAUGGCAUGAGCGCUGCUUCCUGUGCAGCGGCUGUGAGCAGCCGCUGGGCUCCCGUUCCUUCGUGCCCGACAAGGGUGCUCACUACUGAGUGCACUGCUAUGAGAACAAGUUUGCUCCUCGCUGUGCCCGCUGCAGCAAGACGCUGACACAGGGUGGCGUGACAUACCGUGAUCAGCCCUGGCAUCGAGAAUGCCUGGUCUGCACCGGGUGCCAGACACCCCUAGCAGGGCAGCAGUUCACCUCCCGGGAUGAAGAUCCCUACUGUGUGGCAUGUUUUGGAGAACUCUUUGCACCCAAGUGCAGCAGCUGCAAGCGCCCCAUCACAGGACUCGGUGGAGGCAAGUACGUGUCCUUUGAAGACCGCCACUGGCACCACAGCUGCUUCGCCUGUGCCCGCUGCUCCACCUCCCUGGUGGGCCAAGGCUUCGUGCCCGAUGGAGACCAAGUGCUGUGCCAGGGCUGCAGCCAGGCAGGGCCCUGAGCCAGGGCUCCUGGGCCCAGGCCCUCCCAACCAGGGCUCAAGGACUAAGGCUCCUUUUCCAAACCACCUCUGGGACCCAAAUUGGAGCUCCUCCCCAAAUUGGGGCUCCCCCUGGGCUCCAGGAUUAAAUCUCCCCACUCCAACAUCCCAAAAACCGGUACUCCUUAUCCCAGGGCCCCUAAACCUGGGCUGUUACAGAGCCUCUAUCAUUCAUAUCCCCUCCCAAGCCUGCACUCCAGAACUCAGCCCUCUCCCCUACAGUCUGGGUUGCCAGACCAAGUCCUCUCCCCAAAUCGGGGCUCUAGACCCCAGCCCUCCAAACUUAGACUCUGGGAACCCAGGCCCCCUUCAAUCUAGACUUGUCAGC